This is a messenger RNA of Anopheles funestus (African malaria mosquito), 2536 nucleotides long. RefSeq lists its product as uncharacterized. The transcript is spliced from 2 exons. The record is from RefSeq and is a predicted model, not a curated record. The coding region runs from base 1086 to 1733 and encodes 215 amino acids. NCBI's taxonomy places the organism in Eukaryota, Metazoa, Arthropoda, Insecta, Diptera, Culicidae.
CUGUGGGCAAAGCUACUCAAAUUCAUCCGAUUUUAGCAUGUCGACUCUGUCUCUCCUUCAGUUGAAAAAUGCUCGUGCUCCCUCUUCAGGGUGUUAGCAUUUGAAACGAACGGAUUAUAUUGCUCACUGCUUCUUCUUCAAACCGUUUUACCCACAUUAUGGAGAAAUGUUCUUUUUCAUAUGUCAAGUGAUAUCUAGCGAUAACAAGUGAAAGUGAAAAGUAAACAAGUUCUGUUCUGUGCAGUGACUGUGACGGAAUUUUGCAACAGCGGUUUAAUUGCUAUUUUGGAAAAUUUGUUUCAUUAUUUUUGAUUUUUUUGUUUUAUUUUGUUUUAUAUAAAAUGUCUUCGAGCAAUGACAGUAAUAUUUACCGGCGACGAAAGCGCAAUUUGGAGGAAUUGGAGCAGCAAACCGACGCUGAGUGGAGCCAGCUAUCAUUUAAGACCAGACCAGAUGGAUCCAUAGAAAUUCCUUGGCCAAAUAUGUCAAGUGGCAAGUUGUUACAUUAAUGGCUAUAUUUUUAGUUUUAGGUUGUGCUAAAUGCUUUCAAUAUGUUCAAAAAAUGGUCGGUUUGCACUGAGUGAAAAGUUCAGUAACGUUUCUUCUUCAGCUGGCUCCGAUCAAUGAAAAAUAUGUGCGGGAUGCUUUCCCUUCUUCAUACCGGAAAAUAUUUUUCAUUUUUCAUUUCUUUGUACGAAAAUAUGAAUAGACUAAAUCGUUGUUUAGUAAUUGAACAGGCCAAGCCAGACACCACAACAAAAUAUAAGAUAGUGAUAUUGAAAAAUAUUUAAUUUGUACUUCGUUAGUUAGAAUUUAGUGGUUUUUUUUUAGUUGUGUUUAUUAUAUGUAACCUGACAAAAAAAUUUAGGUUGUAAGUUGCUAUAUGUCCGUUGAAUAUAAAUGAAAGUAACACCAAAUUGUCAAUCUUUGGUUUAUGAUUUAACUUUAAUGAAACUAAUUAUUUCUUUCUUCUUCUAAUUUCAGACGAACCCGUAAAUACUAACAAUGGUGAUGGUGAAAGUGCUAACAAUUUUUUGGAAGGUGAUUUUGGUACUAACAUAGACGAUAAUGUAGGUAGUUUGGGUAUGGAUAGUGAUCACCUGGAUGCCGAUCGUGACGGUGAUGAUAAUAUCACAGCAGGUUUGGGGACUGCUUACAGUUUCUUAGAGAAAUUGACAGGGACAGAAGCUCUAAGAUACUGGGCAAUUUUGGGAAACCUGCCGCGAUCGUCACUUAAUAUGCUUCUGGCGAUCUUAAGGCAUCAUUUCAACAUAGAUGUUCCAAAAGAUUCGCGGACAUUCCUCAAAACCCGCACCCGGACCGGUUUGGAAAUUCAAUCGCUCGCGGGUGGACAAUUCUGGUAUCAAGGGAUUGAGACGGUCCUGCAACAACAUUUUCGAAAUGUCAUUCCCGAAGAAGACCUUUUUACGAUUCAAGUGUCUAUCGACGGGCUUCCACUCUUCAGAAGUUCAAAACGGCAACUGUGGCCGAUACUGAUAAGGGUGGAAGAAUUGCGAGAGGCUCCGGUUAUGCUUGUCGGUUUCUAUAGUGGACUGGAAAAACCGGAGCUAGUGGAAGAAUAUUUUCGGCCACUAGUGUUGGAGAUCAAUGAUCUUCAACAAAGAGGCUUGCAGUUCGGCAACAAGGUAGUGCGUUUCGCUUUAAGCAUAUUUGUUGCCGAUUCUCCAGCGCGAGCGUUUGCUAAAGGUAGGACAUAUUUUUAUCAUAUUUGAAGUGUAUAUUAAUGUUGUUUUUUUCCUUUUUCCUUUUUAGCAACUGCAAACUUUAAUGCAAAGCAUGGGUGUUUAAAGUGUUCCAUUGUUGGGGAAUACAUCAAACCGGAACGCAAAGUUAUAUUUGAUUCCGUGAACGCCGAGUUGCGUACGGACGCCGGCUUUAGACAACGAGUGGACAAAGAUCAUCAUAAAGAAUGGCGGACACCAAUCGAAGAUGUGGACAAUUUUGAUAUGAUACGCGGUUUCGUUGUUGCCGACCGCGUUCACCUGAUUGAUUUGGGGUGUACCAGAUUAUUUGUCCAAGGGUUUUUAAAACGAAAAUUUAAAAAGUUUUGUAGAUGGUCACCCCAACAGAAGGAAGCUGUAUCUAAAUUUAUGGUGCAGAUUCGGCUUCCUUCGGAAGUGAACCGUCCUGUACGGUCUUUCCUAUAUGUCCGUUUUUGGAAGGCAACCGAAUACCGGUCCUUCCUUCAUUAUAUUAGUGUUGUGGUCUGGAGGGAUUUUUUUACAAAUCAACAAUACAAUCACUUCUUGUGCUACUACUGCGGUGUGACGAUUUUUUCGUCCUCGGCACACCAGCGAUUAUGGCCUCUUGCUGAAAAGCUCCUUACACAUUUUGUGAAGGAGUUUCGCAAGUAUUACGGUCGAGCCUAUCUAACUAGCAAUGUCCACAAUUUGAUACACGUGGCAGGAAAUGUUGCAAAUUGUGGACCGCUUGAUAAUUUUUCCACAUAUGCGUUUGAAAAUUAUCUUCAGAUAAUCAAACGGUAUGUGAAAUCGGGCACACGAGUAGCAGCACA